GCGGCGCAGGCACAGUUAAUACCCAGCGCGGUCUGGCAAUUCAGGAACAUGAUCAUCUGUGUAAUGCCCUCCAGCUGGCCCCUCCUCGAUUACAACAACUACGGCUGCUACUGCGGGUUCGGGGGCUCUGGGACCCCCGUGGAUGAGCUGGACAGGUGCUGCCAGGUUCACGACAGCUGCUACAACGAGGCUCUGCAGCACAAGGACUGCUGGCCGAUAUUCGACAACCCGUACACCGAGAUCUACUCCUACACCUGCCGCGAAGCCACUGUCACCUGCAGCCCCAAGAACAACCCCUGUGAAGCCUUCAUCUGUGAGUGUGACAGGCAGGCAGCCAUGUGCUUCUCCACAGCCGAGUACAAUGAGGAGAACCAUGGGAUUCCCAGCAGGCUCUGCAAGGACUGAAUACAGCCAGCCAGCAACCUUUAAUAAAGCAAGGAAUGAUUCCCUGAGCAAGCCCUGCCUGAUGUCUCUCAUUAAACUGCUCUCUGUCUCUCUC
Acipenser ruthenus (sterlet) is the source of this 499-nucleotide messenger RNA. Its product is annotated as phospholipase A2-like. The transcript is spliced from 3 exons. Gene Ontology annotation, molecular function: calcium ion binding; phospholipid binding. The coding region runs from base 49 to 405 and encodes 118 amino acids. The record is from RefSeq and is a predicted model, not a curated record. NCBI's taxonomy places the organism in Eukaryota, Metazoa, Chordata, Actinopteri, Acipenseriformes, Acipenseridae. Gene Ontology annotation, biological process: lipid catabolic process; phospholipid metabolic process; arachidonate secretion.